GGUUGAUUCUCCUCUAUCCGAUACUCUUCGAUAAUAAAUUCGUGGUUGUACAAUACAUAAAUACUUGUAUGUUAUUAUUAUAAUUAUUAUUAUUAAAUUAGUAUUUGUAAAUGUAAUCGUAAAAAAAGUAGUGUAUAAAAUUUGAUGAAGCACAAGCACAUCUUGAAAAGGAAUAAUCGGAGAACAUUCAAGAAACAUUAUCAAGGACAUCAAUCGUGACAUCUAAAACUAUCCCACGUACUCGUUUUCUGCUAUUUUCGAUAAAAUAUGGCCUCAAGAUAUAAUCAAGGUAUCCAAAGGGUUUUAGGUAAAUUAGAGGCUUCUGUUAAUUCUGGUAAUUACUAUGAAGCCCACCAAAUGUACAGAACGCUUUAUUUUAGAUAUCUUGCUAAAAAAAAGUACAUGGAUUUAUUGGAGUUACUUUACAACGGUGCCAUUCUUUUACUUCAACGUGAUCAGCAUGCAAGCGGUGCUGAUUUAGGAAUUUUAUUUAUUGAUGUAUUAAAUAAAGCAGAAACAACAGAGCCGACAAGUUAUUUUGGAAAAAUAGCAAAUUUAUUCAGUAUUAUGAAACCGGGUACACCUGAGAGAGAAACAUUUCUUCAUAAUGCACUUAGAUGGAGUUUAAAACAUACUAAUUGUAAAUGGGGGCAUCCUGAAUUACAUAAAAUGAUAGCUGAAGUUUUUUGGCAAGAAAAAAAUUAUACAAUGGCAAGACAGCACUUUGUGUACAGUGAUGAUGGUGCAGGAUGUGCAGCGAUGCUUGUAGAAUUGCAUCAACAGCGUGGUUACUCCAAUGAAGUUGAUCUUUUUAUCGCUCAAGUUGUCUUACAAUAUUUAUGUUUGCACAAUGCAUCAACAGCACAAGAGGCCUUUGAUUCGUACACAUCACGACAUCCAAAAAUAAAUAGCGAGCCUCCUUAUCUAUUACCUUUGCUGAACUUUUUAUUUUUUCUUCUUAAAACAAUCCAGUUGUCAUCAUUUGGAGCGUUCACAGUAUUAUGUGAACAAUAUCAAUUGAGUUUGAAUAGAGACCCUAGUUACCGCACAUACCUCGAUAAAAUAGCUCAAUUAUUUUUCGACGUUCCCGCUCCACGUUCACGACGACAAGGACUCUUUGGUAGUCUUCUUCAAUCAUUUUUCAACGGUCUUGAAGAUGAUGAAUCUGAUGGGGAAGAAACAUCAAGGCAAGCUAGCAAUAAUGCCUCUACUUCACACGCAGUCCAAGAGCUUGACUGAUUUCUUACAUGCUACAGUGUAAUAUAGUCGAUGGAUAACUUUUACAUAUAGAUAUAUUUUACUUGGUUUGUAAAAAAGAAAAGAAAAAAAAAGAAAAAGAAAAAAAAACAUAGAAUUUAUAACCUAUAUAUAUGACUCGUGUGAGUUAUUCUCGAUUAUGUGCACUUGAUGUUUUAUGCAUAGGUACACGGUAAUUAAAAUUAAGAUCUAAAAAAAGGAUUUGUGUCCUGCUGGUCUGAUCGAGGGUUCAAUAAACCUCGGUACAAUAAACUUAAUAAUUAAUUUGAUAUAUUGCUAAUUUAAUGAGUUAAUUUCGUUUUUCUUAUUUUUAUUCUUAUAUUUAAUUAAUUCUUCGAUAUUUGUUACUGACUGUUUUGAAUUAAGCGUAAACUUUAUUUAUGAGAGUAAGAAGUUUGUUUAGUUGGCUUAGUUAUUUAAUUGUCUUUAUAAAGGCAAUUAUUUGUAAAAGUCGAUAAUAAUUUAAAGACUAAUCAAGAGUCAUGGAGGAUUAAUGCAAUGUACAAAUAAAUACGUGGAUUUAGUGACUUGUAAUUAUAUUGUUUAAAUACUUAUUACUUGAUAU
Molecule: messenger RNA, 1822 nt
Organism: Cotesia glomerata
Lineage: Eukaryota; Metazoa; Arthropoda; Insecta; Hymenoptera; Braconidae
Product: Golgi to ER traffic protein 4 homolog
Exons: 6
Coding region: 268-1239 (323 amino acids)
Biological process (GO): protein insertion into ER membrane
Cellular component (GO): cytosol; BAT3 complex
Molecular function (GO): protein binding
Source: RefSeq, a predicted model, not a curated record